AUGGAUUCUUCCGAUGAUGACGUGAUGGAUUAUUCCGAUGGUGACGUGCUGGAAAACGAAUCAGGGGAGGAUCAUUUGUACAGUGAAGAAGAAGGGGACGAUCUCGAUUAUGGAUUCGCCGAGGAUACAUCCAAACGAUCUCAGGUCAUAAGUCCUUACGUAGUUCUCAAAGAAGAAGAGAUUCGCAAGCAUCAAAGAGACGAUAUCGAACAAGUUUCUUCGGUUCUCUCGAUAAGCCAAGUGGAAGCGAUCGUUCUGCUUCUUCACUAUCAAUGGAGUGUUAGUAAAGUGCAAGAUGAAUGGUUUACGGACGAAGAAAGAGUCCGUAAAAGCGUUGGUCUAUUGAAGGAUCCUGUCGUUGAUCUUAAUGGUAAAGAAAUGAAUAGUAUUGAUUGUGGAAUUUGCUUUGAGUCAUAUCUUCCAAAGGAAAUCGCAACGGUUUCUUGUGGUCAUCCUUAUUGCAAAGCUUGUUGGACCGGUUACAUGAGUUCGAAAAUCGACGAUGGUCCGGGAUGUUUAUUGGUCAAUUGUCCCGAGCCUUCUUGUUCUGCUGUGGUUGGUCAAGAUAUGAUCGACAAGGUUGUGUCUAAGGAAGAAGACAAGGAGAAGUAUCAUAGAUAUUUUCUUAGGUCUUACGUCGAAGCGAGUGGAAAAAAGAUAAAAUGGUGUCCAUCACCGGGAUGCGAAUACGCUAUUGAUUUUGCAAGUGGAAGUGGAGGAGGUGAAAACUGUGAUGUUUCUUGUUUGUGUUCUUAUGAUUUUUGCUGGAAUUGCAGUGAAGAUGCUCACCGUCCUGUGGACUGCGACACGGUGUCAAAAUGGAUACUGAAGAACAGUGAUGAAUCCGAGAACACGAAUUGGAUACUUGCGAAUACAAAGCCUUGCCCUAAAUGCAACCGUCAGAUCGAGAAGAACCAGGGAUGUAACCAUAUGCGUUGCUCAAUCUGUAACUUUAGGUUUUGUUGGAAUUGUCUCUGUGGACUUGAAGGUCACAAGCAUUGCAACAAUUUUAAAGGAAGUGAUGAGACUGAAACUAAGAGAAAAAGGGCGAAAAGUGCGAUCGAUAGAUACAUGCAUUAUUAUGAAAGAUGGGCAAGCAACCAAUCUUCGAGGCUAAAGGCUAUGGCAGAUUUGGAGAAUUGGCGAUCGGUGCAGCUUCAGAAGCUAAGUCUCAAACAAAGCGCACCAGAAACUCAGCUCCAAUUUACCAUAGAGGCAUGGCUUCAGAUCAUCGAAUGUAGGAGGGUGUUGAAAUGGACAUAUGCAUAUGGUUACUACCUUCCUGAACAGGAACGAACCAAGCGACAAUUUUUCGAGUAUUUGCAAAGUGAGGCUGAAGCUGGCCUGGAGAGGCUUCAUCAUUGUGCAGAGAUGGAGUCGAAACCGUUUGUCAUCAAAGCUGAAGAUCCACUUAAUAAGUUCAAUGAUUUCCGCACGAAACUAAUUGGUUUGACUAAAGUAACCAAAACCUACUUCGAAAAUCUGGUUAAAGCUUUGGAAAAUGGUCUUGCUGAUGUGGCAGUUAAUGAGAGCAAACCAAAAACAAACUCCAAACCUCCUACCAAAAGACAAAAGCUGGCAUGA
Molecule: messenger RNA, 1584 nt
Organism: Thlaspi arvense
Lineage: Eukaryota; Viridiplantae; Streptophyta; Magnoliopsida; Brassicales; Brassicaceae
Source: the annotation of a GenBank genome assembly